Molecule: messenger RNA, 3574 nt
Organism: Culicoides brevitarsis
Lineage: Eukaryota; Metazoa; Arthropoda; Insecta; Diptera; Ceratopogonidae
Gene: Ire1
Product: serine/threonine-protein kinase/endoribonuclease IRE2
Exons: 4
Coding region: 109-3348 (1079 amino acids)
Biological process (GO): protein phosphorylation; mRNA processing; IRE1-mediated unfolded protein response
Cellular component (GO): IRE1-TRAF2-ASK1 complex
Molecular function (GO): RNA endonuclease activity; protein serine/threonine kinase activity; ATP binding
Source: RefSeq, a predicted model, not a curated record
UUGCGAAGUUACAAAGAAUUAUCAAAAAGAACCGUCGAAAUCGUCGAUAAAAUCGAGACUUUAAAUGAGUUCGUGCGUGCUUUCAAGUUGAACGCAUCGUCGAAAAAAAUGUUUAGCAGCAGAUUUAUAUUUUUAUUCAUUCCGCUGUUGCUGAUGGGCAGCGGAUUGAUUGCAUCAGACAGAACGGAGGAUUGCACGGAUUUGGCGAAAGACGAAGAACCGUUGCUCGUAUUUUCUACUUUGGGGGGCGGAUUAGUGGCCGUUGAUCCCGUAUCGACCGAAGUACGAUGGCGCAUCGAAGAUGAACCGGCAAUUAAAGUUCCUCCAACCUCAGCGGAGUGUCCUCGUCCCAAAUUUUUGCCGGAUCCCCGUGACGGAAGUUUGUAUCGUUUGCAGGGCGUGAGUGGAUUGAAAAAAAUGCCUUACACGAUCCCACAGCUGGUUGCCAGUGCUCCAUGCAAAUCGAGUGACGGCAUUUUAUAUUCGGGCAAGAAAAAAGAUACUUGGUUCCUGAUCGAUCCAACGACAGGACGUCGCGAAAAAGUUUUGGGCUUUGGUGCGCCGCCCACAGGCACCCAAGAAUCCAUCGGAUGGGCCACGAAACGCGCAAUUUAUUUGGGCCGCACUCAAUAUACCGUCCUCAUGUACGACAGCAAGGCAGAUGAUAAGAAACCAUGGAACGUCACGUUUUACGAUUACGCGUCGCACUCCAUGGCACCCGAACUGACGAACGAUUACGAGUAUUUGCAUGUUUCGAGCAGCGAAUCGGGCGCCGUGGUAACGCUCGAUCGCAAAAAAGGCACUUUAAUCUGGGAAAAUGACUUUUCGACGCCGGUAAUUGCCGUUUUUUUGCUCGGCCGAGAAGGAUUGUUAUCAGUUCCCUUCACUACGGUAUCAGAUCAAGUGUUGAACGAUGUGAAAAAGUUCGCGAAAGAGGGCGAUGAUAAGAAUUUUGAACUAUUUCGCACACUUUAUGUGGGCGAACACUCGAGCGGAUUGUAUGCGUUGCCCUCGCAUAUCGGAAAAGACGAGCCGUUGAUCUCAAUUGAGUCGAAAAUCAGACAAAUUGAAGGCCCAAAGGACUCGGAUGACUCGGAGGAAGCUGUAAGUGAGCCCGAAAAGCCCGGCGAUUACAAGAAAAAUGUCAUAAACUUGAACGAAAUCAUCCAAAAUCAGAAAAAAAUCAAAAAAGAAGCGAUUGUUGUGCUCGGGCAUUAUGAAACCCCAUCCGUGGAAGAAGAUAAAAACUUAAAAAUUUCUCCUUCGACGCCUGUCAUCAGCGAUGUUGCUACAAUUGCCAAAUCCCCAGCGCCAUUCGUGACUUUUGACACCGGAAAUGGCUUCAUAAUAACUCCCGAAGCCCCCAGCACGGAAGAUAAAAGUGUUCGGAUGAAGCCCGAGGACAAUCGAACAAACUGGAAUGAGAUCCGAAACCAAAAAAUCGUCAAAACUCUCUAUCUUCGCGCCAAACAGUGGCUCGAUUCGCAAGACAACAAAAUUUUCAAACUAAUAACGAUCAUUUUGUGUGGCUGUGUGAUCUCCUUUUUGUGGUAUUUGCACAUUACAGUCAAAGAAUUGAAGCAACAGAGUCAAACAGGCUCCAAUGGACCUUCGAGCGGGCGAAUUCAUCAUCUCGAAGAUCUGGGAAGCGGUGAAAUUCGCAUCGGAAAGAUCACUUUUAGUCCAAAUCGGGUGCUCGGGAAGGGAUGUGAAGGUACAUUUGUGUUUCAAGGUACCUUUGAGGAGCGACAAGUUGCUGUCAAGAGACUCUUGCCGGAGUGUUUCACGCUUGCCGAUAGAGAAGUUAGUUUAUUGAGGGAAAGUGACGCACAUGAAAAUGUCGUGAGGUACUUUUGCACGGAGCAGGAUAGGCAAUUUAGGUAUAUUGCGGUUGAAUUGUGUGCAGCAACGUUGCAGGAUUAUGUCGAGGGACCGCGUGCGAAGGAGCUGAAAGGACAAAUUGAUAUGUUGACAGCACUUUAUCAAGCCUCAGCGGGGUUGGCGCAUUUGCAUUCGUUGAAUAUUGUUCAUCGUGACAUCAAACCACAAAACGUGCUUUUGUCACUUCCGGAUGGUUCCAACACCGUUCGCGCCAUGAUUUCCGACUUUGGAUUAUGCAAGAAGCUCAAUUUAGGAAGAACGAGUUUUUCACGUCGAUCUGGAGUGACAGGCACUGAAGGUUGGAUUGCUCCUGAAAUGAUUCGUGGUCAAAGAACGACAACUUCUGUCGACAUUUUCUCCAUGGGAUGCGUUUAUUAUUACGUUUUGACGAACGGUUCGCAUCCCUUUGGUGACACUCUGAAGCGACAAGCGAACAUUUUAUCGCAUGAUCAUGACCUGCGAUUGCUCAAUUGCACAGGUCCAACUCACAAAGGCGUCUUAGCGGAGGAAGUUAUCAAAGACAUGAUUCAUCGUGACCCUGCGAGAAGACCUCCGGCACGUGCGGUGCUCAAACAUCCUCUUUUCUGGAACGAAGAGAAGAUUCUUGCCUUUUUACAAGACAUCAGUGAUCGCAUUGAGAAGGCAGAUUUGACGUCGGAGCCUCUGAGAUCGCUCGAACGCAACGCCAGACUCGUCGUUCGUGACGAUUGGAGUCAACAUCUUGAUCCCGAAGUCGAGGAAGAUCUCAAAAAGUUCCGCGGCUACCAAGGAAUCAGCGUUCGUGACUUAUUGCGUGCCUUGCGGAACAAGAAACAUCACUACCACGAACUGAGUUACGAUGUGCAACAAGCCUUGGGCACCGUUCCCAUCGAAUUUACGCGUUACUGGAUCUCGAGAUUUCCGCAUCUCGUGUCCCAUUGUUACCAUGCCUUGCAAAUUGUCGCCGAAGAGUAUCUUUUCAGGUCAUAUUACGACGCCAACUACCUUUUUACGCGUCACAGUUACUUGAUGUCGCACGAAUAUGACAACGUAAAGUUAAUUUCUUUCUACGAAAAUAACAUAAAAAAUGUCAGCAAGUCGCCGAAACGAGUAAAACCCCCGUCAGAUGCGCAAAAACGAUCGCCAGCGUUCUUGCAGAGGACCGAAAAUCAAGAAAACAAGUCGCCAACUAAUCGACGAGGCAUGUACAACUUCAAGCGAUACACGCCGGAGGAGAAUGGACUGACAGAAGUGCCUGUUUUUAUCACGCGAGACCAAAUGGGGAAUUUUCUCACGUCCCCAAGUGACGCCCUGAAGAAGCAAUCGCCUGCGAAAGACCCGGAAGAGCCCAAAAUCGUGUGGAAAUUGCCCGUCGUGAAUGAAGAAGUGAAAUCGCCGCCGCCGGGAUUGACACCCGCUACACAACAACAACCAAAACAAAACAAUAACAAGAAUAAAGAUAAGAAGAAACGUAAGAAAGAUGAGUAAGUCUUUACUUUUCUUUUAAAUUUUCAACAAAAAAAAUGUCACGAGACAUUUUACGUAGAAUUUUAAGUGCAAUUUUUACCAUAAAAAAAUUUUUACAUAUGAAAAGUGUAAGAUAGAGAGUAGUUUUUUAAGAAAAUGUGCAAAUUUCUUCAAAACUUUACUCGAAUCGCUCCUUUUACUGAUCUCGACUUCUUGCUAAAGUCAAAAAUUUAACAAAAAAUCUUUA